This is a messenger RNA of Pundamilia nyererei, 813 nucleotides long. Its product is annotated as PHD finger protein 14. The transcript is spliced from 6 exons. The annotation marks the transcript as partial. NCBI's taxonomy places the organism in Eukaryota, Metazoa, Chordata, Actinopteri, Cichliformes, Cichlidae. The record is from RefSeq and is a predicted model, not a curated record.
AAAUUAAAUACUCCACCAAUCUUGAAGGCCCCAAAAGAAAGGAAGCCCAGCAAGAAGGAAGGAGGCACCCAAGGGAAGGCAUCUAGUCUGCCAGCGAUCCUCUACAGCUGCGGAAUUUGUAAAAAAAACCAGGACCAACAUCUGCUUGUACUGUGUGACACAUGCAAGCUCUACUACCACCUGGGCUGCCUGGAGCCACCACUAACACGAAUGCCCAAGAAGACCAAGAACAGCUAUUGGCAAUGCUCUGAGUGUGACCAAGCCAGCAGCGAUGAAGCUGAUAUUGCCAUGGAGACGUUACCAGAUGGCACCAAGAGGUCCAGGAGGCAGAUCAAAGGACCGAUCAAAUUCAUCCCACAGGAGAUGUCACCAGAGCCCAAGAAACAUCAAAGAACCAGAGGGCAGAAGAGGAAGAGAGUUCCAGUCUGUGAGGAGCGAGAAGAUAAAAUUGAGGAACCUCUGCCACGGGAACGGCGACAACGCCAGUCUGCAAUGCAGAAAAAACCAAAAGCUGAUGACACGAGGACUGAGUGUACAACCUGCAAAGGACCAGGCGACAAUGAAAACCUUGUGAGGUGUGAUGAGUGUCGACUCUGCUAUCACUUUGGGUGUCUGGACCCUCCACUGAAGAAAUCACCCAAGCAGACAGGAUAUGGCUGGAUCUGCCAGGAGUGUGACACAUCCUCAUCUAAAGUGAGUGUGCAUACAGUCUAUGUGUAUAACUCAGAAAGAAACUUGAGGACUGUUGUUAGUUACAGUUCAGAGGUACUAUAACUUCAUUUUAACUACUACUUCUUUUUGACUGUAACAUAA